Salvia splendens (bonfire salvia) is the source of this 1160-nucleotide messenger RNA. Its product is annotated as probable carboxylesterase 18. The record is from RefSeq and is a predicted model, not a curated record. The coding region runs from base 93 to 1073 and encodes 326 amino acids. NCBI's taxonomy places the organism in Eukaryota, Viridiplantae, Streptophyta, Magnoliopsida, Lamiales, Lamiaceae. Gene Ontology annotation, molecular function: hydrolase activity. The transcript has a single exon.
CAAUAAAUCCAACAACAGCCUAUAUAGGCCUAUCCCUACCCUCCAUUGUAUUUUCUCCCAAUCAUCUUGAAUUCGAAAUUGAUUUGGGUGUGAUGGAUAAAUCCGCCGUACACCACCCUCAGCUCCCUCUCAAGACCCGCAUCAGCCUCUUCCUCCUCAGCGCCGUCACCAACGCCACCAUGCGCCCCGACGGCACCGUCAACCGCCGCCUCUUCUCCACGCUCACCUACCUCUUGAAGGUCCCUCCCUCCUUCUCCCACGGCGUCACCACCUCCGACGUCCCCGUGGACCCCUCCCGCGGCCUCUGGUUCCGCCUCUUCGUCCCCCGCCACUCCGAUCAGAAACUCCCCGUGCUCGUCUUCUUCCACGGCGGCGGCUUCGUCUACCUCUCCCCCGACUUCAAGGCCUACGACGACGUCUGCCGCCGCUUCGCCCGGGCGAUCCCCGCCGUCGUCGUCUCGGUCAACUACCGCCUCGCCCCGGAGCACCCGUACCCGGCGCAGUACGACGACGGGUGCGAGGUGCUCCGGUUCCUCGAGGCGGAGCGGGGCCGGAUCCUGCCGGAGAAGGCCGACCUGUCCCGCUGCUUUGUGGCCGGGGACAGCGCCGGGGGCAACCUGGCCCACCACGUGGCUCUGCGCGCAGAGCCAGGUGAGCUCAGGGUACUGGGAGUGGUGGCAAUACAGCCGUUCUUCGGGGGAGAGCAGGUCCGGAAAUCGGAGAUUGAGCUGGAAGGGGUGGAUGUGGUUGUCAACUCUGCCCGGACGCAGUUCAUGUGGAAGGCGUUCAUGCCCCGGGCAGACCGCGACCAUGAGGUCAUCAAUGUCUGCGGGCCAAACGCAGUUGACAUGUCGAAUAUUCGUUUUCCGGCGACCAUGGUGGUGGUGGCGGGAUUCGACUCGCUAAAGGACUGGCAGAUGAGCUACUACAACUGGCUAAUUGAAUCAGGAAAAGAAGCUUAUCUCAUCAACUACCCCAACAUGUUCCACGCCUUCUACAUUUUUCCUGAGCUUCCUGAAUCUACGCUCCUCGUUUCCGAAGUCAAGAACUUCAUCCACAAACAUUCUAGUUAGUUACUUUGUUGGAUUCAUCUUUCCACUUCAGAAUGUACUACUCUUUUCUCUUUUUAAAUAAAAUUUAAAAACCAUCAAGUGAUUCAA